AUGUUAAAAAUUCUAGGUGGACAGAAAUAUUUUGCUGAAUUUCUCAAAAGUGAAUAUAGUGAUGAAAAUAUUUUAUUUUGGCAAGCAUGUGAAGAAUUAAAACGCGAACGAAAUACCGAGAAAAUCGAAGAAAAGGCUCGAAUAAUUUAUGAAGAUUUUAUUUCAAUAUUAUCACCAAAAGAAGUGUCGUUGGAUUCGCGAGUGAGGGAAAUAAUAAAUAAUAAUAUGAUCCAUCCAUCGUCACAUACCUUUGAUGAGGCUCAAAAUCAGAUUUACACAUUAAUGCAGCGUGACUCCUAUCCAAGAUUUAUAUCAUCAUCAUUGUAUAAAAAAAUUCUCGAAUCAUAUGGACAAAUGGAAGAAUUGUGA
Messenger RNA from Dracunculus medinensis (Guinea worm), 369 nucleotides. The record is from the annotation of a GenBank genome assembly. Lineage: Eukaryota; Metazoa; Nematoda; Chromadorea; Rhabditida; Dracunculidae.